Molecule: messenger RNA, 6639 nt
Organism: Culex pipiens pallens (northern house mosquito)
Lineage: Eukaryota; Metazoa; Arthropoda; Insecta; Diptera; Culicidae
Product: dipeptidase 1
Exons: 13
Coding region: 2213-3478 (421 amino acids)
Biological process (GO): proteolysis
Molecular function (GO): metallodipeptidase activity
Source: RefSeq, a predicted model, not a curated record
GAUAUAAACCGUACCGCGUGCGUGUUCGUGUUUCGUGGCAGAUUCCGCGAUUUUAACCGGGAAAAAUUUCGGAUUGUGCGGUCGAGAGUAGGUGAAAGGAGAAGGAAUUUCCACCAAUCGCGGGCGCGCGCUGGUUUUUACUUAGUGUUUGAAGCCUUUUUUUUUUGUUUCGUUUGACGGGCGGAAAUUCGGUCAACUUGCGGGAGGUAUGCGAAAUUUUUGCAAAUUCGCGGUCAAUCGAUCGGCGUGCGUAAUGUGCGCUAGUGUAGUUGAGUUAAGGGUGUGGGUGUGAGUUUCUUUUUUUGCUGGUGUGCCCAUUUAGGCAACUCACACACAAGUGGCGUGGCAAUUUUUGGGGCUCGCGCGCCGAAUAUUCGUGUUCUGGGUGAUGUGGGCACGUGGUGGCCCACCAGGCCAGUGGCUGAAAAUUGAUUAUUAAUAGAGGAAAAGCCAAUCUACCGUGGCGCGUAUUUUCCCUGGGAGGGGCUAGAGCGUGCCAGUGUGAAAAGUCAAAGGGAGGGAAAAUGUGAAAAAUAUUGCGGUCAUUUAGUGGCAUGGCGAAUUUUCGCUGGUGUUGUUUUGGUUUUGCCCAGGGCUGCCAGUUUGACGGGUUUGGCCACCCCAGUAUAUCGCUAGACAUAAAUAAAAAUAUUUGCCUGCGGUCGUCGUCGCUGUUGCCAACUUGGAACGUGACCGGAUUGUCCAAAGAGCCGGCUGGUCUCGACGAGGAUCAUAAAAAAUAAUAAUAACCAGAGAGGAGCAAAAUAAACGAAACUUCACGAACUUGUUAAAUAACGAAGGCGAAAAAAAAACGUGAUUUUGUGACAGUGGUGCCAUUUUCUCCCUCCAAUCCGGAAAAGAAGGAGAUCAAAUCAAAGCCCUGGAGGCCGAAAAAGCGCCAGCAAAAUUACCAGCUGUCGAUACCACCGAAAUCGAGUUGUUGGCACCUUGUCUUCGCCAACGCGAGGAUAACUGAAGGGACCCCCGCUCGGAGUUCAAAUACUGCCCCAGGUACCCCGGGGGAAAUCGAAAUCCUGCCAAUUGGCAGCAACGGACCAGAACCCUGACCCCCCUCCCACCGCAGGUGGCCCGUCAAAACGGUGGAAAAAUAAGCGAGUUAACCGGGUGCCACCAGGACUGUGCCACGCCAGCCGAAAGCAACAUAAAUUAGAAACGACGAUAAAUUUUCCGAGACUUGCCCGACAGAAAAAAAAGUCAAGUCAAGAAGGGGUGUGUGGAAAAUUUGGGGGAAAAACUCCCAGACCCAGACCCAGGUGAAAAUCGUCAAGUGGUUUUUCGUUUUCCCGCCAAAUAAAAAGAAAAGGGAAAACUCCCCCGAAUAAAUAUUUUUCCAAACGAUCGACAAACGAUGAGGGAAAUGACGUUCGGGGUGAAAGUCGAGUGAAAUUCUUGAGGGGGAGGUGAGGAAAGGCAAGAAAGUGUUUAUCUCGAUUUGCCAGGGACCGGGCAAAGUUUGCCCACGCCGGAAAGGUGACGCGGGGUUUUUUUGUUUUGAGAGAAAAAAUAAGAAAAUACGAAAAGAAAAGCUGAGCGUGAGGAGGGGAAGAAAAGAAAUGGAAAACUAAGUGAAAAGUGCUUUGUGACAAAUGUCAUUGUGACCCAUUUCAAGUAUCAAUUUGUUUUUCGAUUUGCAUACUCACUUGCCAAAGGACGCAGGAAUUAGGCUUGAAGGAAAAGGAUUUCUGGCCGGGACCAGCGGCUUCCUGAAAAGGGGCAAAAACGAGGUUGGUCAUCAUACUCCAGUUAAAAUUUGAAUAAAACUCCAUCGAAAUCGUCCUCUUCCGCAAUUUAUGUGUCACGAACAGUGUCGCUGACAUUAGUCCGUGCGAGUUUAAAUCAAGCUCCGAGAUUAUCAUAAAAGCUUAGAGAGAUAAAGCGUCGCCUAUGUCUGUGCGAGCAAGAAUGUCUGCCAGAGUGGAGUGUGAACAUAGGCUGCGAACUGAAUAAUGAUGAUCUGAGUGCCACAAAUCCUGCCACUGUAGGACAAAGCUUGAUCCAAUUAGGAGCACGUUUCAACCCCCGAGAACAACGAGUUCGACGACGAAAACGACAAUCGCUGACGGUCAGUUCACUUCCUCGGUCACCACCACUGUCGGAACCACCGGACCACCGGACCUUGCCCACCGGAAGCACCACCACCAGAUCCGCCGGCACCACCACCCGGGGUGGACGGGGCGGCUGGGUGGGGGCCAUGCGUCGCCGGAAGCCAGUCGAGGGCUUCCUGCUGCGGUGCUGCGGCGUCUUCGCGUUCUUCUUCUGGACGGUACUGGUCCACCAGAUCUCGACAUGCCUGGCGAUCCAGCUCGAGGAGCGGAUGGAGAUCGUGCGGAAAGUGCUCAAGGAAGUGCCUUUGAUCGACGGCCACAACGACCUGCCGUGGAACAUCCGGAAGUUUCUCAAGAACCAGCUGCGGGAGUUCCGGUUCGGCGAGGACCUCCGCGAUAUUACGCCCUGGUCGACGAGUGCCUGGAGCCACACCGACCUGCGCCGGCUGAAGGAGGGCAUGGUCGCAGCCCAGUUCUGGUCAGCGUAUGCGCCCUGCUCGUCACAGCACUUGGACGCCGUGCAGCUGACCUUAGAGCAGAUAGACUUAAUACGCAGAUUAGUGAACCUGUACCCGCAGCACAUGGCCCUGGUGACGACGGCGGACGGCAUCGAGGAGAGCCACCGCUCCGGCAAGCUGGCCAGCCUGAUCGGCAUCGAGGGCGGCCACUCGAUCGGCACCAGCCUCGGCGUGCUGCGGACCUUCUACCAGCUGGGUGCGCGCUAUCUCACCCUAACGCACACGUGCAACACGCCGUGGGCGGACUGCUGCAAAGUUGAUGAACCGGGCCGGGUGCCCCACAUCGGCGGCCUGUCCCACUUUGGCACGCUGGUGGUCACCGAGAUGAACCGGCUCGGGAUGAUCGUGGACCUGUCGCACGUGUCGGUGCCCACGAUGCUGGACGCGUUGGCCACCUCCAAGGCGCCGGUCAUCUUCUCGCACUCGUCGGCCCACGCCAUCUGCAACAGCUCGCGGAACGUGCCCGACCACGUGCUGAAACGAUUGUCGGCCAACGGUGGUCUGGUGAUGGUUGCAUUCUACCCACAUUUCGUUAGUUGUGGCGAGAAGGCAACCCUCAAGGAUGUUGUCGCGCACAUUAAUCAUAUCCGGGACGUAGCCGGUGUGGACCACGUCGGGAUCGGUGCCGGGUACGAUGGCGUUAAUCUGGUGCCCCAGGGCCUCGAGGACGUCUCCCGGUAUCCGUACCUGUUCGCCGAGCUGCUCGUGUCCGAAAAGUGGACCGAGGAGGACAUCGCCAAACUGGCGGGGAGAAAUUUAAUUAGAGUUUUCAAACAAGUCGAGCAGGUGCGAGACCAGCUCGAAGCCCAGGGCAUGCUGCCGAUCGAUCAGUCAAUCCCACCGGAGGACAUCCUUGGGAGAUCCUACUGCCGUUACUCGGGACCACGGACGUGACGCAAGCGCAGUUACGAUCCGUAAAACCAAUCAAAAGCAAGAAGAAGGCACAAGUAUUCACACCGAACCGACCGACCAGAGUGUAUUUUGUCCCCAUUUGCCCCCAAAACAGAAAAGAAUGAUUGUGGUUGUGUGAGAGACGUUCAAACUGGAGCGCAUGAAAGCAUGAGAGUUACCAGAGUCUAACAAUCAAAGUUGUUUUAAGUUGAGGUUAAGAGGUGGUGACGGCACGAUAGCUUAGGACAGACAAAAACAAAUAAAAACGAGUUCGCAUAUCAUGAGAUAACAGAGGAGAUUGCAGAUUGCGUGGUUAUAUAUAAAUACAAACAAAAACACAGAAAAUCUACCGAAUUUCCCAGAAAAACCAAAAACCUUAAACGUAUAUUUUUUUAACCGAUGAUAGCAAACCAAUCAUCAUUGCAUCGAAAAAAACAACAACAAAAAAUCAUCAUUUUCGCAAGUGGAACAAAAUCCAUAAAUUACACCUAGCGGUACCAUGUGACUGCAGAAAAUACUAUCGUCCAUGAAUUCAAGCAAAUCGAAACAUGGAGGAACGAAAAUAAAUUCUAAACGAAACUGUUUUAGGCUAAUUUGUAAAGAGAUAAAAGAAAGUAAAACUAUCGACAUUAUCUGUGUAGAGAAAAUAAAAUGUUAAAUAUUGGACAUAAAUCGAAGGAAAAAAAACCUGAAAUAAACAAAAAUUUGGACGAAAAUGAACCAAGCUAUUGAGUGAUGACCAUGAAUGCACACAAAUUUUGACACUUUUUUAAACCUUGAAAAAACUUAUCAAAGUUUGACAUGACGCCGUCUGCAAUAAAUUAUGCCUCCGUUUUGAAUUGUCGUUUCUGUCGUAAUUUUUAUUAUGUUUUUUUAAAUGAUAUUUACUAUUCUUUUCAUAGAAUGAAUAUUAAAAUUUAGAGUGACAAAAAAUCAGUUAUUGAUAAUUUUAGUAAUUUUCAAAACCUGAUAAGGUGACUUGAUGAUGAUUAACAUUUUAUGGAAUUGACAAAUUAAACAUUUUUGCUGUCAAUUGUUCAUGUGGCUGGACAGAACUUACAAAGAACCUACAAAAACAUUUAAAUAAUUUUAUUUUAUAAUGUCAUAUCAAAUUUUUAAUUCGCCCUUAUCAACCAGUUAUUCUGACCAUCAUUAUUUUUUAACCUGAUUAUCAAUCAUCUCAACUUAAAAAAAAAUCAGAUGAAUCAUUUUUAAAAUAGACAGUAUAAGAAAUGAGAAAAAUUAAUUUCAUUUUUUAAUUAUCUGUUAAAAAAAUACCAAUGAGUUGUUCAUUUGAUUUCGCAACUUGAUUUUUCUUUGUUUUUUUUUUUAUUUGGAUGAACAUUUGUCCAUGCAUUCCCUAUGCCAAAAGAAGCAAUUUUGCAUCAUUAGAACAAUGUUGGGUCUGGUCAUAAAAAAGCGUAAGUAAAUGAAUUCUGUAUCUGUAUCUUGAAAAGAGAUUUUUUGAUCGAUUUAUUGUCUUCGGCAAAGUUGUUGAACUUUUAGGACUUUUCGGAAAAUAGGUACCUACACGAAAAAAACGCAUUUUUCAAUUAUUUUAAUAAAUUACAAAUAAAAUGGUGCAAAAUCUGAGUUAGGGAGGUGAUUUUUUUAGAAAAUCAUUUUUUUUUAAUUGAAAGCCUGAGCAAAAAAAUAAUUUUCAUUUUUUGAAGCAAAAUUAAAUCUUCAAUCGGAUAAAAUUUAUUACAUUUUGGAUAAAAAAUACCGUUUUCAAGUCAUAGCUUCUUUUAUGUAUUUUUUGUAUAUAUUAUAAAAAUACUUCUUGAAAAAAACACCCCCGAAAAAAAUAUUUUUGGGAGGUUGAGCAUUUUUCUUUGAAACUUUGAAAAUCUGAUUAAGAGUUCGAAUCGAUGAAAAUUACUUUGUCUAUGUAAUACCUAAUAAUCCUGUAACGUUCAUCUGACGAUAUCUCGGAAAGUAUUGCUCCGAUUUGCAAUGUUUUGAAAACAUUUUUUUUUUGAAAUUUUCUGAUCUUUUGAACACAAAUCCAACACAUAAAAGUGAAAUUUGUAAAUCAUGAAAAAAAGGUUUUCAAAUUGAAUAUUGGAUUUCAAUUGCCGAGAAAUCGUCAGUUGAUAAAUAGUCACUUGACUGAUAUCUUAAAAUAUAAUUAAUAUUCAUGUAUUCAAUAAUAUUUUUUCAUAAAACUUUUGGCCAUUGCAAAUAUUUUUCUAAGUUUAUGACUUAUCACCAAACAGAUUUGCUGAAAACAUCAAUUUUAACAAUUUUUUCAAGACACAGAUUUUCGAAUAUUUACAGGAACUCGACUUUGGCCAUUGCACUGGUUUCAACACUAGGAUAUAUUUUUUAAAUUAAUUUUUCAUCAGUCUUGUUGUUUUGCAAUCACUAAUUUCCUAAUUUCUAACUUUUGGGUACAUUUCAGAAUGUUGUCGGCUGAUAAGACUUCUAUUUUCAUUGCAAUUUAGAAGUGUGUUUUUUUCUUUAUUCAUAUUAAUAAAAUUAAAGUAUAACCCCUCAUUUAUCAGGCUGUUUCUGAAAAGGGGUAUGCGAAAUAUUUUUCAAAACAUUUGCAACGGCCUUACAGUUCUCGAGAAAAUGCUCAAAAUCUGUCACAUCCAACUUUUUUCAGCUCCAAUUUUUUUUUCAUUUGAAAAUGCUUCCCAAGCAAACGGAAAUAACUUGGGAAUAACAUUUUUUGAUAUUUGAAAUACUAGGCAAAUAAUAUUUGAUGUUAUUUAUAACAAGAUUUGCUAUUCGUAGUCAUGAUUUUUUUGUUAUUGGAUUGAUAUUGUAAUAACAGAUUAAUAACAUUUUUAGUUAUUCUUCGAACAUAUCUUUUUGUUAUUUUUUGUUAUUCCAACAACUAAUCCGAUCAUUCCAAUAACAGUUGGAGGUAUUCUUCCAUAACAAAGAAUGUUUUUCCAAAGAUGUUUUAGCUUUCAACUAAUAUCAGACCAAUAACAAAUUUUGUUAUCAUAACAUAAAUUGAUAUUAAACUCUUAUGCAAAAAUGGAUUUUUCAAGAAUAUUCCAUAACACUUUUUGUUAUUUUAACAAUAUUUGUUAUUGAAAUGGCAUGAAUUUAGUUAUUACCGUCUGCGCGGGUUUUAUUUCUAGUUUUUAAAUGAAUGCAUUAAUAAAGAAAAUUUUGCUUUUUUUUUGUAUUUGAACUCAACUAAUCUA